AGGAAAAGUUUCUGGAGUUGUCAAUCGCGGUCACCGCGGAUCGAGGUGCCUAGUCCUGGCAGUGGUGUUCGUACCCAGCGGAGCCUGGGGCAUGCGACGCGGGGGCGCGGCCCGGUGACGCCGCGGGCGGGGACCUUGCGCCCCGACGGCCGACUCGCUGCUGCGGGCCGUGGGCAGCGUGGGGACCCGGACGCACGGGGACGCGGCCAUGGAGGAGGACGCGGGAGCUGCUAGUCCGGCGCCGGAGCCGGUGCCGGAGCCGGAGCCCGAGGUGGAUCCCACUCGGGAGUCCGAGCCCGAGGCCGGCACGUCCGAGGCGUUCUCUCGUCUCUGGACCGACGUGAUGGGCAUCCUGGAUGGUUCCCUGGGAAACAUUGAUGACCUGGCACAGCAGUAUGCAGAUUAUUACAAUACCUGCUUUUCUGAUGUGUGCGAGCGGAUGGAGGAGCUUCGGAAGCGGCGUGUUUCCCAGGACUUGGAUGUGGAGAAACCCGACGCCAACCCCACGUCACUUCAGCUGCGGUCCCAGAUCGAAGAGUCCCUGGGCUUCUGCAGCACCGUGUCAACACCAGAAGUGGAAAGAAAGUACCCUCUCCACAAAUCAAACUCAGAAGACGGCUGUGUAGGCAAAGGAGAUUGGAAGAAGAAAAACAAAUACUUCUGGCAGAAUUUCCGAAAGAACCAAAAAGGAAUAAUGAGGCAGACUUCAAAAGGAGAAGAUGUGGGUUAUGUGGCCAGUGAGAUUACGAUGAGCGACGAGGAGCGGAUCCAGCUGAUGAUGAUGGUCAAGGAGAAAAUGAUCACCAUUGAGGAAGCCCUCGCCAGGCUGAAGGAAUACGAGGCCCAACACCGUCAGUCAUCUGCCUUGGACCCUGCAGACUGGCCUGAUGGCUCUUACCCGACACUGGAUGGCUCAUCCACCUGCAAUUCAAGAGAACAGUCGGAUGAUGAGACGGAGGAGUCGGUGAAGUUUAAGAGGCUACACAAGCUGGUAAACUCCACUCGCAGAGUCAGAAAGAAACUAAUUAGAGUGGAAGAAAUGAAAAAGCCCAGCACAGAAGGUGGAGAGGAACACGUGUUUGAGAAUUCCCCAGUCCAAGAUGAAAGAUCUGCACUCUACUCUGGAGUGCACAAAAAGCCAUUUUUCUAUGAUGGCUCUCCUGAGAAACCUCCAGAGGAUGAUGCAGACUCUCUCACCCCAUCUCCAUCAUCCAGCAGCCUGGAUACUUGGGGAGCUGGCCGGAAGCUGGUCAAAACCUUCAGCAAAGGAGAGAGUCGGGGCCUGAUUAAGCCCCCUAAGAAGAUGGGGACAUUCUUCUCCUAUCCAGAAGAAGAGAAGGCCCAGAAAGUAUCCCGCUCCCUCACAGAGGGGGAAAUGAAGAAAGGUCUUGGGUCUUUGAGUCACGGGAGAACUUGUAGUUUCGGUGGAUUUGACCUGACAAAUCGUUCUCUGCAUGUUGGCAGUAAUAAUUCUGACCCCAUGGGUAAAGAAGGAGAUUUCGUGUACAAAGAAGUAAUCAAGUCCCCUUCUGCCUCCCGAAUCUCUCUGGGAAAAAAAGUGAAAUCAGUGAAAGAGACCAUGAGGAAGAGAAUGUCUAAAAAAUACAGCAGCCCGGUCUCAGAGCAGGACUCGGGGCUCGAUGGGAUGCCCGGCUCCCCCGCCUCAGUGAAGCCUGACUCUGAACAAAUGGACAAGCCUAAGCUCAAAGCCGGGGGCUCUGUAGAAAGCCUUCGGAGUUCCCUGAGUGGCCAGAGCUCAAUGAGUGGUCAGACUGUGAGCACCACCGACUCCUCCACCAGCAACAGGGAGAGUGUCAAGUCAGAAGAUGGUGAUGAUGAAGAGCCACCCUAUCGGGGUCCCUUCUGUGGGCGUGCCCGCGUACACACUGACUUCACCCCCAGUCCCUAUGACACCGACUCUCUGAAGCUCAAGAAAGGAGACAUUAUUGACAUCAUCAGCAAACCACCCAUGGGCACCUGGAUGGGCCUGUUGAACAACAAAGUUGGCACGUUCAAGUUCAUCUACGUGGAUGUGCUAAAUGAGGAAGAGGAGAAGCCCAAGCGCCCUACCAGGAGGAGGAGGAAGGGAAGACCAUCCCAGCCAAAGUCUGUGGAGGACCUCCUGGAUCGGAUCAACCUGAAGGAACACAUGCCCACCUUCUUGUUCAAUGGCUAUGAAGACCUGGACACCUUCAAACUCCUGGAGGAAGAAGACUUAGAUGAAUUAAAUAUUAGGGACCCAGAACACAGAGCUGUUCUCUUGACAGCGGUGGAGCUGUUACAGGAAUAUGACAGUAACAGUGACCAGUCCGGCUCUCAGGAGAAGCUUCUGGUGGACAGCCAGGGCCUGAGUGGACGUUCCCCACGAGACUCUGGAUGCUAUGAAAGCAGCGAGAACUUGGAAAAUGGCAAAACUCAAAAACCCAGCGUUCUGCCCACCAAGUCAUCCACGGAGUCCAACUUAAAGUCUUUCAACAGGAGUCAGCCAGGCAACUAUCCAACAUUGCCUUUAACAAAAUCAGGGGAGGUGCGCAAACAGGGAGAGGAGGGCAGGCUAGGACGAGAUCUAGCCCCGGACACUGCCAAGUGCUGUGACGUGCCCUGUGUGACUGGUUUAAAUAAGAACCGAAGGAGCCUCCCAGUCUCUAUCUGUCGCAGCUGUGAAACCCUGGAGGGUCCUGAGCCCGUGGAAAGUUGGCCCCGAUCCCAUUCCCUGGAUGACCUUCAGGGAGAUGCUGAGGUUGGCAAGGACGUGCCUACCGAGAUGCCGGAAACCUCUCCUAAGAAUGUACCAGAAGUGCCACAGAAGACAUUUGCCUGCAUCUCCAAGGCUCUGCCCCGAGGCCGAGAUUCCACUGCAGAAGAUGUGAUGCUUCUGACCCAAAGCAAGAGAUUUUCUGACCCCCCGAAAACGAAGGCUAAGAAAUUAGAUGGCUCCAUGGUGGCCUCUAACCUUGGCAUAGGUCCUCUUCAGAGUAUACCCAGAAAUUUCGAGGCUCAGCCUCCUGUUAAACCCAGCUUAACAAGGACGUCUCUUGAGGGUCUCAGAAAAGGACAUGACCACAACUCCCCAGGCACCAAAGAAGGGGUAGAUGGGGAACAGAGUGCCCCUGAGACCAGGACACAGUCCAGACAUCCAUCGCAGCCCCCACCUGUGCCGGCCAAGAAAAGCCGAGAGCGCCUGGCCAAUGGCCUGCACCUGGUCCCCAACUCAGAGGCACCCAUUCUGCCACUGAAGAAGGCCAGCCCUGCCAGCCCCGUCAGCCCCAGUGACUGCCCCUCUCCCAGGGAGCCCAGGUCCUCCUCGGGGACUGAGCCGGGCAGCCCAGUCUGCACGAGACCUCCACCCUGGCUGGCCGAGUUGCCUGAGAGCACCAGCCUGCAGGAGCACGGUGUAAAGCUGGGCCCAGUGCUGAGCAGGAAGGUUUCCUGCAUCCGAGGUGUGGACCUAGAGAUAAUCACUGAGAACAAGCUGCAGGCUGAGGGCAUCGAUCUCACCGAGGAGCCCUACUCUGAUAAGCAUGGCCGUUGUGGGAUCCCUGAAGCCCUGGUACAGAGAUACGCAGAGGACUUAGAUCAGCCUGAGAGGGAUGUUGCCACCAAUAUGGACCAGAUCCGGGUGAAGCUGCUUAGGAAGCAACAUCGUAUGGCGAUCCCCAGUGGUGGGCUGACGGAAAUCUGCCGAAAGCCCCUCUCUCCUGGAUGUGUUGCGUCCGUGUCGGAUUGGCUCAUCUCCAUCGGCCUGCCCAUGUAUACGAGCACCCUUUCUGAUGCAGGGUUCAGCACGCUGAGCCAAGUGCCUUCCCUGUCCCACACUUGCCUUCAGGAGGCCGGCAUCACAGAGGAGAGACACAUAAGGAAACUCCUAUCUGCAGCCAGACUCUUCAAACUGCCACCAAGCCCUGAGGCCAUGUAGCCAGGCCUGCCGUGGCCCUCCCUGGACAAGAGUCAGCCUUUCAAUGUGCUUAGGAAGCCGAUACAAUCCCUCCAUAUCUGCUGGGGUUGACCUGAUUGGGAAGAAAAGCACCCGCUCGCGGCUCACGAACUGCAGGAUUAGGACUCAGAACCGAGGACCCUCUCUUCCGGAAAAGGCAGCCCUUGCCUCUCGAGGAAAUCCACGUGGUUCUCUUCGAUGCCCAAAGGCAGGACAAGCACUUAGUUCUGUUUUCAGACACGGAAGAGCCAAGAUGCCGACUCACUGCAAACACUGUGCAUCCAGUCUGUCUUUGUGCUGGCGGGGGGGCUGGGAGGACGAGGCAGCCUGCUCGUGUCUGAUCGUGCCCUUGCGUGUCUGUCGGUCACCCGGCUGGAUGCCCGAGCCUGAUGGGCUUAGCUAGGCCAAAGCAACAGACUCUGGAGUUACUGUAUACUAUUAUUGACCAUGCUCAUGUGUUCAAAAGCUACAACAGCUGACUCUGUCAAGAACAGAACGGUCCUCCUCUCCUGUAGAUAAACGAGAGACAUUUUAAUUGCUUUCUAGCAAUUAGCUUUUAUUUGCCUUAAUAUAAACUUUUAACCAGUUAUCUAUCUAGUGUCCACAACCCUUACUUAACCCUCGUUCCAGAUCUUCAGCUUAGACUGCCAUCUAACGCGUUUGGGAUGUUUCCAGCAAAAAAAAUAGCCUUUUUUUCUUUUUCUUUUUUCUUUUUCUUUUUUUUUUUUUUUUAACAGUCUCAUUCUAACGUGGCUUAUUUUAUAGGGGUGACUACCAGGCACACGUUACAUGUUGACUUUUAGUUUCUGAACUAACUACAAAUUCAGUAAACGUCGGUUGGGAUUCACAGAGGGGCACGCACGUUCUCUCACGCAUGCGUAGUGACUGCCCUGGAGUCUACUCACUGUAGUGAGUGGCCGUCCGUUGUGGUGGCCAUGGUGUUGCGGUAUUUACAUAAGCUCCUAACCCCAUCCAUCCCCAAAUCCAUUCAUCAGCUAACGGAUCACCUUUGCAGAAAGUCAUUGUAAUGUUGCAUAUUUCAGAAGGAUUCUUGUCUUUCUAAAAAGGGAAGUACUUUACACUCAUUACUUUAAAGCUCUUUUUGUUUUCGUGUUUUUAAAUUUUUUUUUUUUGGCCAGUUCUAUAAUUAUUAUUAUCUUUCAUUUGUUACUUAGAUAAUUGUUUUAAUUCAAGCAAAGGUUCAAUUAUGGAGCCAGAUAAACCACAUCAGUUGUGUAUUAAAUAUUGCAUACAUAUUUCAACUGGUUUUUUCCAACUAUGAUUUCCACAUAAUCUACCCUUUUUGUCUGGCGUCUGGUUUUCUAGCAAUUGGCAAAGUUAGGCAGGUGCAUAUGCUCUAUUGCUUACAAAGUGUUUUUUCUUCACAUUCUUACAAGCACAAUGUGGAGUCUCAAGUUACCAUGGAAGCACUUUGGAUACAAGGCCAGGCUCAAUCCUCUGAUGGUUCAUUGGGUUAUUAAAACUUGAUUUCCCUCAGGAGAGAAGGGCAAGUGAUUUUAUGAAUAACAAAGCCAUCCUGGCCAUAUGCUUUAUAUAGCUGAAUCCAAGUCUCUGAGGAAAAACUCAGGUGAUCCCCCCCACCCCCCCACCACCCCACCCCCCCACACACAUUUUAGUAUGCAUUAAAAAAAUAAUGUUUGGUUUCUUCACUUCCGUUCACCUUCUAUAAGAUGCCAUGAGGAGAAGUAGAUGCAGUUUAGAAUAAAAAGGUAAAGGCACUAGAUUCCUAUUGGACUCGUAAAAAGAGAGCUCAUGGUUGCUCUCCUGGGUUAGCAUAGCCCACCCAAUGGGUGGGGGGGGGGGGGUUGCAGGAUUCUCUGCCAGUCCCAGCACCCAGCACUUUCACAUGCUGUUGUGGGGGUUGGCAUUGGAAAACAGGCUUCUCCUCUUGCUUUUGAAGUAACCCUGGCCCGACCUUGCAACAGACCACCCGUCUGAUUUUAGCUGAGCAAAGAGAGAGACUACAAAAAAAGUCACACAGGAGGUCACAAGGGAGGAGGAGAAAUCUCCUGGGAAGUUCCCAGUUUCAGUUCAUUCUUGGUGUCUGGUUUUCUUUUUUAAGUCAAUCAAGGAGGUCUUGAGAAUGUCAAACAGUAGCUUUUAUCACUCUGGAAAUCAUCAUUGCCUUGCAUGGAGAGUUAAAUUCAGGGACCACGAGUUUAGUGUGAAUGUCUGAUCUGAAGGGGCUGAGCUUGCUUGUCUGUCUGUCUUUCUGUCUGUCUGUCUGUCUGUCUGUCUGUCUUUCCUUCUUUCUUUGUCUCUUUUCCUCCUUCCCUCCCUCCCUUCUUCCCUCCCUCCCUUCCUCCCUUUUGGUUUUCUUUUGCUUUGAACGUUUCAUUUGGUCUGAGAAAAGCCUGAACGUUAGCGUAUGACUCUGAGGUAGCUCGGGGCUGCCUGUGGCUGCUGGCUGACAGGCAGCCGCCGGCUUUAGCAAUGGCCACUUUUGAUCAGUUGCAUUUGAUACAGAAUUUUGAGUGAUGGUGAAAAUUGUUGUCUUUGGAAAAGCACAAAAUUAACCUGGAAAGGCGUUUCGGCUCAGGUAGCUUACCCAGAAUGCGUGUGAUCUGUGUGUCUCAGCUGUCUACAGAGAAAGCAGCUGCCCAAACGACUACAUUCCCAGAUAAUGAGAGCAAAUAGCUUUUCAUGGCCUUGCAUAUGUGGGGGCCCCUUUCUCUGUCUUGACCCCAGGUGUGGAUGAAAUUGGAAAUGAUUCCUCUGUGAGAAAUGAAUCCCAGACACGGCAUAGUGUGUUUCACAACUGUGAUGGAACAGAAGUAGAUCCCCAAGCCCCGCUGUGUGAGGACUGAGAGAAGCUCCAGAACAAAUCCGACUGUCUUGAGUCCACGUUAUCUUAAUUUUUAAAUUGAUAGGAAAAAAAAAAAAAAACCCACAAACUGUCAAGCAAGUUAUAUGACAACUAACAACAUUGCACUUUCUGUAUAUGAAAUCAAUAUUUAAAUAACUUAUUUUUCUUCAUUGCUAUUCCUAAACAUUGUAAGUAGCUGUAAUAUACCAAUACCAAUACGUUCUUGCAAUUGCUUCAGCCCAAGAAAUCUGUGUAUUGUUUUAAAAUUGUAGAAAAAAUAAAAAGAAAGAAAGAAUUAUUGUGAUGAUCCAUUAAAAAAAAAAAAAAAGGAAGGUAGACAGAAGGGUUUUCCUGUGUAUCAAACUUGUCUAUAAUUAUGUCAUCUAUGUACUUAAGGGAAAAAAGUAAAUAAAUUUCUUCAGUUGAA
This is a messenger RNA of Arvicanthis niloticus (Nile rat), 7188 nucleotides long. Lineage: Eukaryota; Metazoa; Chordata; Mammalia; Rodentia; Muridae. The record is from RefSeq and is a predicted model, not a curated record.